Abrus precatorius (Indian licorice) is the source of this 504-nucleotide messenger RNA. RefSeq lists its product as uncharacterized. The coding region runs from base 1 to 504 and encodes 167 amino acids. NCBI's taxonomy places the organism in Eukaryota, Viridiplantae, Streptophyta, Magnoliopsida, Fabales, Fabaceae. The record is from RefSeq and is a predicted model, not a curated record. The transcript has a single exon.
AUGUCACCAUACAGGGUGGUUUAUGGGAAAGCCUGCCAUCUACCGGUUGAGGUAGAACACAAAGUAUACUGGGCGGUGAAGCUGUGCAAUAUGCAUUAUGACUUGGCUGGGGAACAGAGAAAGUUGCAACUGCAAGAGUUAGAGGAAUUGCGCCUUGAAGCUUAUAAGAACUCCAGAAUCUACAAGGAAAAGACUAAGCAUUACCAUGAUAAGAGAAUUUCAAGCAAGGAAUUCUGCACUAAUCAAAAGGUCCUUUUAUUCAAUUCCCGUUUGAAACUCAUGCCUGGGAAACUCAAGUCAAGGUGGAUUGGACCAUUCACAAUUACCAAGGUAUUUCCUAAUGGUGCAGUGGAAAUCAAAAGUUAUUCCACCAGCAAAAGUUUCACAGUGAAUGGACAUCGCCUGAAACAAUUUUUGGAGAAUUCAGUUUCAUUGAAGGAGGUUGAAGAGGUGGAUGUGUACUAUCCUAUCAUUUCCUUCAACCAAGGCCCCUGUCAUGACUAA